Trichoderma atroviride IMI 206040 is the source of this 1659-nucleotide messenger RNA. RefSeq lists its product as uncharacterized. Gene Ontology annotation, molecular function: DNA-binding transcription factor activity; transcription cis-regulatory region binding. NCBI's taxonomy places the organism in Eukaryota, Fungi, Ascomycota, Sordariomycetes, Hypocreales, Hypocreaceae. Gene Ontology annotation, biological process: positive regulation of transcription by RNA polymerase II. The record is from RefSeq and is a predicted model, not a curated record. Gene Ontology annotation, cellular component: nucleus.
UCCAAGUACUCCAGAAAGUCAAAGCGGGUGCGCACCGGCUGCCUCACCUGCAGAGACCGCCAUCUCAAAUGCGACGAAUCGACACCGUCCUGCCAAAACUGUCAACGGGGAAGACGAACAUGUUUACGCGGAAUCAGACUCAAUUUUACAAAUACUACCAUUCACGAUUCGUCUAAUUUUAUUCCAGUUGUUUUCCACAAUAUUACAAUCAGAGACGAGUCUCGCCAAAUCGCCUCGGAGUAUCAAAACGGGUUAACCGGAUAUGCAGACGCUGAUAGUAGCCGGUAUAUAGAGUGCGGCGCGAUGGCCAGGACGCAAACACCAAUUUCAGAUCAUGGAUCGUCCAGCUCUAUCCUUCAGGGACAUGUCUGGCACAUCUACAUAUCACCCGAGAGCUCGAAUAAGGCGAGGAGCAUAUACAGCGAUAGCUUAAUUCUCCAAGCUACCGAGUGGCGCAAAGGAGCUACAGUCGACUCAGGGCCAAUGAGCCUGUCUGAAGUUGAAGACCGAUCAAAUAUCAGUGUAAGCAUCGAAGACGACAGUGCUACUAAUGCAGAUGCUACGGGUUCUUCUGCUUUCGAGCGGGAGUUCCUCAACUCUCCCGAGCACGUUGAGUAUAUGCAAAUUUACGUUCACGAGAUUGCUAUAUGGAUGGAUUCAUUCAACAAAGGCAAGCAUUUUGGAGAGUGCCUGCCAUACCGAGCGCUGGAUUCUCCCCUGUUGCUUCAUUCCCUGCUGGCCUGUGGAGUUAGACGUCUAUCAAAUCGCCAGCCAGAUCUGAGUAGCAUAGCUACAGUAUAUUACAGCACGGCGAAUAUGCAGCUAUUCCGCUAUCGCGAGAAUCCAGAGCGUAACAUCGAAGAAUGUUCUGUUGCAGCAACUAUUUUAAAACUCUAUAACAUCAUGUUUAGAGAGAAGCCGGAGACCGGCGGCCACAGUCUUGCGGUGCUCAACUCUAUCAUUGGCGAAAGCCAGUGGACUGCGGAGAGCGACGGCGUUGGAUCGGCAUGUUUCUGGCUAAACGCCUACUUGGACGUUAUGGGGAGCCUAGAAACGGGCUGUGAUUUGUCUUUUAGCGGAUGGAAUAUCGAGCUAGGCUUUCCCAGCGACGGAAACGAAGUCAUGGCUCAAGGAGACGAGGAGCUAUGGGCGCAGAAAAUGCUAUUUAUACUGGCCAAGGUGGCAAGCUACAGACGGCAUGUGCUGUCAUUUACAGAGAAGGAUCAGAGGGAAAACAGAACUCUGGAGAAUUAUAUACCGGAAUGGAAGCAACUGAAGCAGCUCUGUGUUGAGUGGAGCGACGCGUGUCCGAGGAACUUGCGCCCAUUGGGAUAUAUGCAGCCCAAUCAAAUGGAGAGCGAUACCGUGUUUCCGAAGGCAUGGGCACCCAAACAAGAAGCUAUAUUCUGUCGUCUUUUAUAUCACACUGCACAAAGCAUACUGACUCAGACACAUCCCAUGGAGCAAACAAUGGUAUCGGACGAAAUAAGCUGGCUUCAACUACACCAUGCCCGUGAAGUAUGUGGGAUUGUCGCGCAUACAGACGACAAGUACCUCGGGCCGAUGUACACACAGGCAUUCUUGCUUGCGUCAGUCGUUUUAACGGAUCACAAAGAGCAGAUGGAAGUCUUUGAGAUUUUACAGAGGAUGCAGAGUCAG